Molecule: messenger RNA, 891 nt
Organism: Scutellospora calospora
Lineage: Eukaryota; Fungi; Glomeromycota; Glomeromycetes; Diversisporales; Gigasporaceae
Source: the annotation of a GenBank genome assembly
AUGUAUCAUAAACUGUCUGUAAAUUUUUCGAUAUUUCUAGUUUUCUUGUUACAUUUUACCUAUUCCGCACCGCAUGAUACAAUUGAAGCAGAAAGACAAAAUAUAGAUUAUUUUUGUCGAGACGGAAACAGCCAGAAUUGUUGUCCUCAUCUAGCGAACCGAGUUGCUAAUGAAAAUUUUUCACGAUGUGCUUCCAUUAUUCUCAUCAAUAAUAGUGGCUUUAAGAUGACAUUGGUUAAUGAAAAUCUUGAAGAUGGUCGUUGGGUUACUUCACAUGAUUAUUAUGAUGGAGAUGGAGUCUAUAUUGACUGCAUGCCACACACACUUUUAAAUUAUGAAUCUGAAGCUAUUUCUAGUGUCUCAAGUCAUUUUCUUGGUGGAGUGCAAGGAUAUGUUGGGUUUAUUAUUGAUGAUGAUUUUUCAAGCAAAUUUUUUAUCUCUUGGGAUGUUCCUUUAUUCAGUUCGCCUAAGUAUCAUUUUAGUUUCCUUAAUGAAUCAUAUAUGUAUAAAUAUAAUAUUAAGGUCGAGCAAAGCUUUGGAGAUACGGUAUACAAAGUUACAAUUGGGAAUGGAUUUUCUUGGUUAUCGCUGUUCAUUUUCCCGCUUCCGUUCUUUGUCAUUAUACCAUGUUGCUGCUGUUAUCCCAGUACAUCUAAUGAGAAUUUAAUCACACAACAAUCACCUGAAUCUCUUGGACAACGAGGACAACAUUCUUAUGGAUCUUUUGGACAACAGGAACGACAAUUUUCAGAUUCUUCUAAACAUCAAGGACAACGACCUUAUAAUAAUUCUUAUAUAAAUAAUAAUCGCAACGAACAACAGGGACAAAAUUCAUAUAAUAAUCCCAAUGGAGAUGAUCAACCACCUCCUUAUGAUCAUAUUUUCCCGUAA